Nerophis lumbriciformis (worm pipefish) is the source of this 2948-nucleotide messenger RNA. RefSeq names its product tetratricopeptide repeat domain 14 (gene ttc14). Gene Ontology annotation, molecular function: nucleic acid binding; protein binding. The record is from RefSeq and is a predicted model, not a curated record. Lineage: Eukaryota; Metazoa; Chordata; Actinopteri; Syngnathiformes; Syngnathidae.
ACGAAGAAGAAGAAGAAGCGUCCUCACUCCCAAUACAGGCUGUGCUCAUGCUAGCAGUUCUAGUGACGACAAACUUACAUUUUGUCAAAUUCGCGUUAAACGGUAGACUAUAGUUUUGUUUUCUAACAAGUAUUCGUCAUAGUCUGGGAUUUUCACGGGUUACAGACAAAAAGGCGUCGUGUUGUCCUAUUAGCGUGGACGUUUUCGCUGCCAAAAAAGUGCUGCUUUUUUUUAUUGACUCCAUCGAACACUUAACUAAACAUUCUUUGUUUUCGGUUCUUUUUUUGCGACACGUGUUAUGAGUUUCCCUUUUUAUGCGGAGAACUCCGACCAUGUGAAAUAAGAGCAUCAUGGACAGAGACUUGUUGAGACAGUGUCUGACUUAUCACGGAGAGUCACUAUUCAGCACGCUUAAAUGUGAACAAACUGAAAACCCAGACUUCCAAGACGUGGUGACUGACCUUUGUAAGGUUGCGUAUGAAAGCAACGGCGAAGGGCCGGGGAACCCCCUCGUGGAGCAGUUCAUUGCCAGGAAGGCUGACAUUCUAUUCUGUCCAUCGUGGAAGACAGCAACUCCUAAAGAGGAGAAGCAUGGAGAUGAAGAGGCUGCAGAGCCUUACGCUGUCAUGCCACCCCUGGAGUUAUUCAUGGAAGUGCCUUAUGAUGAGAGAAGGGCCAUGCUGUAUCGAGAUUUGGAACGAGGGGACAUUGUGGUGGGGAGGAUCAACAAUAUCCGAGAAUAUGGCUUUUUUCUCACUCUGAUUUGCAUGGCGCGAGGAAUGAAUCGAGACAUAGAAGACCUGGAGUUAUCUGCUCUUUGUCACAUUAGGGAAAUUCCUUCUGCUGGCAGCCAUGACGAUCCUUUGUCUUACUACCAGAUUGGAGACAUAAUCAGAGCUGGUGUGAAAGACAUUGAUCGCUACCAGGAAAAAAUCACGGUGUCACUGCUUCAAACGUCGCUUUCACCCAGAUCGGAGAGCGUCCAGCUAGGAGUCAUAAACAAGGACGAGCUGCCUCUACACUAUAAUCGUAGUGUUCGGGCAGCUAGUGACUCAAGGGAGACAUACGAGCGUAUACUGUGUGGUUGCCACGGCUACCACAACCCUUCUGUCGUGGACUACUUGCUGGAGAACAUUGGUGUUACUGACAUUCACCCACCCUCAAUGAUGAGGGGGCUACAAAGUAAACUCUUUGAAAAAGAAGAUUUUGCGUGCGCAAUCCGGGAGAAGCAAUCUGCAUCCUGGGCUUUGAAAUGUGUCAAGGCAGGUGUGGACCACUUUAAACACAGUCGCCAUGUGGAAGCCAUGAAUGAGUACAACAAAGCUUUGGACAUCGACACAAACAAUGUGGAAGCGCUGGUAGCACGAGGAGCUCUGUAUGCUAAUAAAGGCAGCAUUUUAAAGGCUAUAUCAGACUUCGAACUGGCCCUGAAGACCUGCCCAGAUCACCGCAACGCCAAGAAGUACCUCUGCCAGACACUGGUUGAGAGAGGAAAACAACUGGAAGAACAGGAGAAACUAGUAACAGCAGAAGGGGUGUACCGAAGAGCUCUCUCGCUGGAUGAUGCAAACCCUGAGGCCCAGGAAGCCUUGAACAAGAUCACAGAGACCAUACAGAAUUCGAUUCGCCUUCGGGAAGAGGCGCUCACUAAAGAAGCGGCAGACAAAGCUAAGAGCAGUCAAAGCAGUGCUGAGAAAUUGCGUAAGAUCUUAAAAGAGGACAAGAGGAUGAAACGAAAACGGAAGAGAUCGGCCUCUUCCUCGUCGACAUCCCCUUCCUCUAGGGACUCCUCCACUUCAUCGUCCUCGUCCGAUCACAGGAGGUCCAAAAAGAAGAAAAAGAAGAAAAGGAGGUCGCAGCGGGAAAGCAAGCGCCAUCGCAGGCUCUCUUCAAGAGAGAGCAACAGGAGGAGUGAAGAGGGUACAUGUGUGAAAAAGAGGCAGGAGAAAGAGGAGGAUGAGGAGUUGGAGUGGUACCCGGAACCUCCUAACACCUCGGCCACCUUUCUCAACCAGAAGGGAGGCCAAGGUUUUGGAGUAAUGGAAGAAGAGGAGGAGGGAGAGGCAAGUAGGAAGGGUAAAGCUGGUAAUGGCCCAAGGAUCUGUUUAUACUCUUUGUCAGGAACCUCAGAAGAUGAAGAGUCUGAGUCUCAUUCAGGAAGUAACAAUAAGGUUAAAGUAGAAAGCGGCUCCAGGGCGAGGAAGAGUAGCAGUGGAAGUCCAGAAAGAUCUAUGAGUAGAGAUAGUAGUCAUAGGAGCAUGGAGAGAGGACAUGAGGAUAAAAGGAGGAGAAGCUUAGAUGAGAGGAAACGCAAAAUAUCUUGCUCGUCAUCGGAGUCCUCGUACUCGAGGAAACAGAAUGCAGAACAUUCAGGACACUACGGUCAAAGCAAAGAGUUUUCUAGGAGGAGCUCUUUGGGAAGCGAAACGUAUGAAAGCCGAGGCUGGGAUAAAGAGGAAACUUGGAAAGAGAAGUGUCGUAAUAACGAAAAAGCUGAGGAGGAGAAGGUAGAUGUAGGCAGGUCAGGUACAGCUGAUUUCCAGGCUGAGCAGGGUGGAGAGAUCUCGGUACCAGGGGGAAAGGCCAAAAAAGACCUUCCUGCAAAUUUGUUGGACAUCUUCAACCAAAUUGCCAAGUUUGAGAAGGAUAAAGGCGUUAGACCAAAAAAGUAAACGACAGCUCACGAGUUCCAUUUGGAAAGUUUAAAUGUUGUGUACAUUUGAAAUCGAAAUAAGUCUCUUUUUUUUUUCUUCUUUUAAAUACGCAUUUGUUAAUGUGUUGCUUACACCCUGGAAGAGAGGGCUGUAAUUGUUUUACAGAUAAACUGCUGUGGAAACAGUAAAUAAACAUUUAGAUGCCAGGGAUGUGCCUGAAAAAAUAUGCUGAAUGCCACACGAACUGACAUUUUGACUUAUCAAAGUACAAACGAAAUUAUUGGAUGUGCUUUU